Molecule: messenger RNA, 6254 nt
Organism: Pieris rapae (cabbage white)
Lineage: Eukaryota; Metazoa; Arthropoda; Insecta; Lepidoptera; Pieridae
Exons: 16
Coding region: 639-4097 (1152 amino acids)
Source: RefSeq, a predicted model, not a curated record
CGAACCAGCCGCCAGCCAUACGCUCCGUGGCGCCUUCAUCGUUCAGUCAUCGUAUGACCGUGGGGAACGAGUGUUGUUAUUUCGUUCGUAGUCCGCUAACAUCGCAUUACUUAUUAUAUUUACAUGUCUGACACCGCAUAUCCUUUGAACUGUAAUAGACUUUCGCAGUUAGUUUAAGAAACCGGCUUUCGAUUUGUGAUUGUUGUCACAUCUGACAGUGCGCGUGUUGUGCUCGUAUAUAACCUGUACAACUUCAAGGGCACGGGCAACUUUGUGCUUUGGAUGCGGUGCUCAAGAAGCUGUUCUAGGGAUUUUAGCCUUGCCUUUUGUAAGAUGUAAGUGGGCGUAUUCGAAAGUUUGAAAAUCGAUCGGGUGACGUGCGUGCGUGGGAUUGCGUUUACGUAAUCUUUGUUUACCUUGGGAAUUUGCACUGUGUUGAUUACCGAGUCCUUUAUCACUACAUCUCUGGCGAUUGCAGACACAACAAAAUACGCUAGAUGUCAGAAUUAUAAUUAGAAUUCCAGUUAACAGAUUUCUUACAUGCUUUGGAAUAAUUAAAGUUUUUUAACAGGCAUCACUUGGAAUGACUCAAAUUAAUCAGAAAACAUUGGCCCUAGCGUCCAGGGCGUGGGCGUGAGAUGGCUCGUGCGGGCAUGCUGCACAGAGGAAAAAAUGGACCUGAAGGGUGCGACGACGUGCAGCGAUCCCUUGAACUGCUGGACCAGGUGCUGAGCGAAUACGACGACUCGCCUCGAUCGCUGGAGGCGCGGGGUCCUGCGCCCACGCCACCCACGCCGGCCACGCCCGCCACGCCCGCGGACGACGAUUCGCCCCUCGCCGGACAUACGUCCGAAGACGAUGGAUACAUGAGCAUGAACGGACGCAGAGCGAAGUUCGCGCUGGGCUUCCGACCAACAGAGGAGCGCGAAGAGCCUUCACCGCCUGACCCUCAGUCACCGCAUUCUCCACCUCCGCCGGAGGAGGCCGAGAGGAUAAUUUCAAACCUCUUACCUAAAGUAUCACCAGCAAAUUCAGCGAAACGUACAAUAUCGAUAGAGCGACGCGACGAGGACAAACUUGACUCAAUUAUCAGCGUUAAUGGCAUCACCACCGCAACUCAAACUACAUUCCCAAAAACCAGGCACCAAAGGCCAUACGGAUGGGAGAAAGACACCGAAACAAACCACACUCAUUUCAAUCAAUCACCGCCUUUUAAGUUCAGUUCGCUUCAACACGGAACGAGACCGCCCCAGGAAGGCGUCAUCCCAUGGCUGCCUCCGCGUCAAGUUCCCGUCAAGUCACCCAGCUUCGAGAACCCACCGAUCUUCCCAUUCAUGGGUUUCUCCAGCGAAUUUAACGACAAGCCGUACAAUGAGCAUCCCGUCACCAUCUAUCCGGGACCUAAUAUAUACAAAUCGCCCACGUACAAACUGUCCCCGUCCAUAAAAAUAGAGAAGAAACGAGACAGCAGGUCCGACGAAGAGAUCCUGUCUCCAAAAGGAAAGAUUCCCCCCCGAACUCUCGCCGGUUCUAUGGAGCGACAUAGAGAGGUGUGCAGAGGAUCCUCAGAGGAUAUAGAGAAGAGAGGUGAGAGGAAUGAUGAGGAGCAUUUCUCGGAUGAUUCCUUGGAGUCAUUCCCGCCGCCGCCGACCACCAACACGCCUUCGAAACGCAAUUCCAUAGCAUGGGAAGUGUCCCUCGAUGGUGAUGAUCCUCUACUUACACCGGGUAGUACAAAGGUUAUCGGGAGACGUAGGAGAAAAUCAGGCGACCAAUCUCACUCUAGCACAAGCUCGAUUCCUCAAAGGUUAGACGACGAUUGGGCAGAAGAGUACUGGCCCCCUCCGCCCCCUCAGUCCCAGUGCGAGAGCCAAGCGUCGCCUUCCGAUGCCGAACCGGAGCUACGUCGAAACCACGACCUUUCCUGCGGCACCUACGUCAUCAGGAAAGGGAAAAACCGUAAACAGUUACCGACCUUCGCCAAGAGCCCCAAAGCGACCGAUCCUCCUAACCACCUAAUAAAAAGCCAUAGCCUGAACAGAAGCACGGACAAAUCCAUAGACGGAUCGAGCAUAUCGAUAAGCGGCUCGGGCUCCGUCGGCUCCUACAACUCCAGACCUAGCUCCGAUCUAAGUCUACCUCAGUCUAGAUAUAGUGUCGACUUAAAUUCUCGAUUGAGUCGAGAACUGAACACUCCGAACUCGAGAUAUAGCAUAGACUUAUGUACACCCAACUCUAGAUUAAGCAAAGAGCUGGCGUCUCCUAAAUCUAGGCUCAGCUUGGAUCUCAACGGACAGGAUAGGUACGUUAAUCAGGAUUACUACGGUCACAGUCCCAAGAGCAGAAAGACGCCGGAGAAGAGAGAACCAAAAGUUCAGAACAAACUGUCGCCGCAAAAUAGAUUCACCGAUUUUAAGAAAUAUUCGUCUACCUUUGAUAAUAUACAAUCGUUGAUUAAGGAAGGGAAGGUGGAGGAGGCACCUCAGAACGAGUGUAACGAGACGGUCGGUGAGCUCUCCACGGUACCACCAAACAUGGUCCGUGUCAUAUCUCUACCCACACUCGGGUCCGAGUCCGAGAGCAACAGUGCCAGCAGACAGGCGCUGAUCACCACCGUGGAAGAAGAGGAAGACCAGGAAAUCGCCGAACCGGGCUCCAGCGGGGAGACAUCUCCACUUCGGAAGAUUGAAAAUAAUAUAAGCGCUAUACUAAGUCAAGGGCGGGACCACUUUACCCCAUACUUACCUAAAGACUGGAAUAUCCAUAAGGAUGAAUACUGUGAUGAAGUUUCUAAAGAUAUAUUAGAAAACAGUUUCCGUUAUAGUUCUAGGGAGAGGCAGAAGAGACACGAUAUACAGAAAUCUUCGAGUCACAAUGAGAUUCAGAACCAGAGGUCGAUCGAGAGAAGAGACCGCUCUUCGGGACGAAGGUCGAAUAGCAUGCAUAAGUCUACCAGUGCCAAAGACGUUCCAGUCAGUUUGAUGCGGCAGCCUUCUUCAUCGGAUUCCGCAGUUUCCAGCGGUGGAGACUUUCCACUAAAUGUGCAAAUCGUGGAACAUUCGUACCGGCACAAUCAGCUGCCUCCGUCGCCCAAUUUGGGCCAUGACAGGGGUCCUUUACCCCAAACACCAGAGUCACCCAAAUUUCCGCCUUUACCGCCCUCUCCUGUACAAGAGGUAGAUGAUGAAUAUACGGAGAUAAUGCAGCCGACUGUAAGACACCACGCUAAGAAAGCGGACACAUUACCGACGCCAACGCUGGAAUCUCGUAGAAGGCCUUCGGAACCACCGGCCGUACCACCACAUAGAGAUAACACAAAUAGCCUGAAGACCAGGUCGAUGGAAACCAGCUAUAACAAAAACAGAAGAAACAGUUCACAACAUUUCAAAAGCGGCUCAACGGAUAGAAGAACUCUACCCACAGAUACAGGAGCGAGCGGCGCCCGUCGUCGCACCUUACAGCGACAGAACCGAGACGUUUCUAGCGGUAGGGGGCAGUUGCAGACUUCCGCUAGUCUACCCGAGACACCAGUCUUUGCUCGGGGUUGUGACGUCCCUCGCACUCCACCUAGGAACUCAACUGGACCGCCUAGAAAUAACACUAUGAGUUCUAUGCAAACCAUAGGAAGUAGUGUUACUUUGGGUGGAUAUGGGCGUGGGUCAGUGAUGGGAGCAACGGGAGUGUGUACGGGCGCUGAUCUUCUCAGGAUGGGAGGACCUCCACGUGGCUGGUACCCGCGACAGAGACAUAGGCCCGCGUCCAUCGAGCAUCUCGACAGAAUCUCAUCAUCUAAAAUGGCAGCAGAUCACCAAAUAGCGUGGGACAAUGCUGGUGCUCGCAAACCGCUAACACUACCGCCGAAUUUAACCCCGAAAUUCUUCCAGAAGUCUCCAAGAGAAGCGCUUCGAAGAGUUACAAGCUUAUUAAUACGAAAAGGUAACAACGGGAAAGAAAAGGAAAACACAAGAAACAAGGAAGCAACUUCUCCAGCAGCACACUCAGCUAAUGGUGAGGAGCAUCCCGGUCAGAAGCAACGUAAAGGUUUCUUUCGAAACCUUUGGAAGAAGUCUCGCCAUUAUUCCUUAGAGCAUCCAUGACUCGACAACGAGUCAUAUCGAUGGACACUUUGCUUACCAUAAAACCGAAAUGCUCUCCGAAGCACGUUACCUACUGUUGUAUUUAAUCGCGCACAACUACUAUUGCAAUGAUUUAUUUAUUCGAAAUAAGGAAUAUAUUGUUCAUAAUGUUAAGCGUUAAUAUUUUUAACGAAUAGUGUACACGUGUGAAUGUGGCUUUGAGAUGUGUAGUUGUAAGUCUUAGGUACAGACGUGGAUGUUUGAAUAAAUCAAUUAAUAAACUAACUUCCAUAGAGAUCCGACGAUAUUGACACACAUAAUAAAAUUGAAAUGUCCAAUUACUAUAUUACGAUUAUAGUCGUCAUCUUAGUUUCAAGUUGCAGUUUUUUAAAAUUAUCAUAACCAUUACUACCACAGCUGCUGCUUAUUGAAUUUAUUUAAAUGUACAGUAUUACUAUUUAUAAAUGAUCUUUGAUCAAUCUUAUAAAAUUUACAAUCUACGCUUUUGCGUGUUUUAAUUGACACUCACUUUUUAUCCCUUACAUAAAGCUUGGCCUACGUUUUUCUUGAGUUUUUCGCCUCGACGCUUCUUAUCAUGUAUUAAUUAUGAACUGUAGAAAUGUAGAUAUACACAUAGAAGUUUAAGUACUAUAUAUUUCUGUUCUCACUACGAUACUUGGGAGUUAAGCUGAAUAACACAGUACAUAUUUAUACAUGUUUACACUACAGCUAUUGGCACAACAACUUUUAUAAGUUUAAAUAUACUAUUUUUGUCGUAGAAUUUAGGCUUGUGAACUCUUGUAUUGAAUAAUUUCUAAGAACCAAAGUCAUUUUUGAGGACUACAAGUUUUAACAUUUUAUACCAAUUCUUGUAUUCGAGUGUACUUAAAUCUCUAUUAUUAUUGUAGAUUUUGUCAGAAGAAAAUAAAUUAUGUUCAUUAGAAAAAAGGUACGAUUUUUAUUUAUCAUUAUCCUAGAGUAAUGAAAUAUACAAACAUGUUUACCGAGAUGUGGUUGCAGCGUCUUGGGUGUGAUAUACAUUGGAAUUAGAUGUAAACAUGGUAAUAUUUAUCACUUUAGUAAUUGAUGUAGUAGUGAAGGAAAAGGUUUCAGGGCCGUCGUCACUCAUCCACUACGUAUAGAUUAAUUUAACAUUUAGAAAUGAAAUAUUGCCAUUUACCCACUUUUAUGAUUACUUAUUUAUGGCACCCGGUACCGCAAGAUAUGCCCUGGAGGAUCACGGAAAAAAUCGUAAUGAUUUAAACUUUCUGCUAAUUAUUAAGAAUUUAAAAGUUUUAAAUUUGUAAGAGUUAAAAUCCAUCCCUGUGUGCAUUAUUGUAUAAUAAAAUCAGUUAAUGAUACCAAGGUUACUUACCUAUAUAUAAGAAGUGGAAAUGAUAAAAAAAAACAAUCUUGUUAUAUAAUACAAAUCAUUUUAUUAUUAGAUAGACACAGUUCCCAUCGCUUAUCAGAAACAAUGUACAAAGCUAUAGUAGUAAUAUCAAAUAUAAACAAUAUGCACCCUUCGUUUACUGCAAGCCUUGUUUGAGGAUAAAGGUUAAUAAUAAUAAUUGAGCGCUUCUAGUUACUGCAGCUAAGAGAAAACAGAAUGCAAAUGGUUUAUGUUUCACUACAUAAUAUUAUAAAUGCGGAAUAAUGAAAAAAAGAAGCAUAGCAAACAUUUGGCGUGCGUUAGGCGCGACGCAUUACAUUGGAUGUUAUAUUUUUCACACGAUGGUUCCAGUGGGACUAGAGAUUUUUCAUUAAAAAGGUAUUAUUUACUUGGGUUACAGUGUCUUUCAUUUCAUAACAAGCCCUUACACAAACGCCUAUUUGUAGUUACAUAUAUAAUAAUUGUUGUAUAUCGUUACAGUAAUUUCAUUACGUGGUUAUAGUGUUUUCUUGCCAAGCAUCUGCACACAAAAAAUUUACUUCAUUUGACUUUGCUAUGUCGUAGAAAAAUUGCGGAUCUUGAAGGUAUUAAUUAAUACGAAUCUGUUAGAUAUAACAGCUGUUAACGACAGAUUGCUUGAAAAGAAAUAAAAAAUCUCUAUACAUCAUACUUUGGGACCGGCUACUAGCAAAGACGCCAGUCUUUACAGCAUAGGUCGAAUAAAAGCAAUUUUAAAAUAUAAAUUUAAACUACGCACAGUCACAAUUACUCUGUGGAAGCGGUGA